CAUCCCAAGGGCAAAAGCUCCGAGACGGCCACCUUGCGUGGGUUGGGGUUGCUAUAUAAGUGGACCGUUGUCCGCAGGUGGUCUGUCUCAAUCGCUGUUGUUUCCCUGUCGUUUUUCUUGCUCCCACCUCUCUCCCCUUCUUCUCCGCCGAGACCGAUUGCCCGGUCUUUUCCUUAUCUCGUACCGCAUCUUCCCCCCGCCCUCCCUCGACUUCCCACCGUCCCCAUGGCCUCCAUCGCUCGCUCCAGCCUGCGCAUGCGCCCGGCGAUGAUGCGCGCGCCGGUCGCUCGUGCCUUCGCCACGACCGGCGCCCGUCGGGUGUCCUACUUCCCCGAGGAGCCCACCGUGCCCCGGGUCGUCUCCGCGAUCCCCGGCCCCAAGAACAAGGCCGCCGUCGCCGAGCUGGACAAGGUCUUUGACGUCCGCAGUGUGAACAUGUUGACCGAUUACUCCAAGUCGCACGGGAACUAUAUCGCCGAUCUGGAUGGCAACCAGCUGUUGGAUGUGUAUGCGCAGAUCGCCUCGAUCCCCGUGGGCUACAACAACCCCCACCUCAAGGAGGUCGCCACCUCCCCCGAGAUGGUCUCCGCUCUGAUCAACCGCCCCGCCCUGGGCAACUUCCCCUCCGCCGACUGGGGCCACAUCCUGGAGACCGGUCUGCUCAAGGCGGCCCCCAAGGGCCUGAACCAGGUCUUCACCGCCAUGGCGGGCUCCGACGCCAACGAGACGGCCUACAAGGCCGCCUUCAUGUACUACCGCCAGCGCCAGCGCGGUGGACCCCAGACCGAGUUCACCGAGGAGGAGCUGCAGAGCACCAUGCGCAACCAGGGCCCCGGCUCCCCGCAGCUGUCCAUCAUGUCCUUCAAGUCGGCCUUCCACGGCCGUCUCUUCGGCAGUCUGUCCACCACCCGCAGCAAGCCCAUCCACAAGCUCGAUAUCCCCGCCUUUGACUGGCCCCAGGCCACCUUCCCCACCCUCAAGUACCCGCUGGAGGAGCACGUCCAGGAGAACGCCCAGGAGGAGAAGCGCUGCCUCGAGGAGGUCGAGCGUCUCAUCCAGGAGUUCCACAACCCCGUGGCCGCCGUCGUCGUCGAGCCCAUCCAGUCCGAGGGCGGCGACAACCACGCCUCCCCCGCCUUCUUCCGCGGCCUGCGGGAGAUCACCCAGCGCCACCAGGUGCUCUUCAUCGUCGACGAGGUCCAGACCGGCGUCGGCGCCACCGGCAAGUUCUGGGCCCACGACCACUGGAACCUGCCCACCCCGCCCGACAUGGUGACCUUCUCCAAGAAGGCCCAGGCCGCCGGCUACUACUACGGCAACCCCGCCCUGCGCCCCAACAAGCCCUACCGCCAGUUCAACACCUGGAUGGGCGACCCCGCCCGCGCCCUCAUCUUCCGCGGCAUCAUCGAGGAGAUCGAGCGCCUGGACCUGGUCAAGAACACCGCCGCCACGGGCGACUACCUGUACGCCGGCCUGCAGCGCCUGGCCGAGCGCUACCCCGAGCACCUGCAGAACCUGCGCGGCCAGGGCCAGGGUACCUUCAUCGCCUGGGACAGCCCCCGUCGGGACGAGAUCAUUGCGAAGUCCAAGGCCGAGGGCAUCAACAUCGGCGGCAGCGGCCAGAACGCCAUCCGUCUGCGUCCCAUGCUGGUCUUCCAGAACCACCACGCGGAUCUUCUCCUGGAGCGUGUUGAGAAGAUCAUCCAGAAGCUGUAAUUUCUUUUUUCUCUUUUCGAGUCGUCAUUUUCGGCCCCUUUGUCUGCCUGGUUGGUCAUCGUGGGUUUUACGCAACUGGCGAGAUCCGGAGGGCUUCCGGACCGCCUGGAGUUUUUUUGCUUGGGUUUGGGAUUUGUCUUUGAGGGAUGGUUAAAAGCCUUUCGUAGGGCAUGG
This is a messenger RNA of Aspergillus candidus, 1890 nucleotides long. It is a transcript of the gene gatA, whose product is annotated as 4-aminobutyrate transaminase gatA. The record is from RefSeq and is a predicted model, not a curated record. Gene Ontology annotation, biological process: GABA catabolic process. Gene Ontology annotation, cellular component: mitochondrion. The transcript is spliced from 4 exons. Gene Ontology annotation, molecular function: pyridoxal phosphate binding. NCBI's taxonomy places the organism in Eukaryota, Fungi, Ascomycota, Eurotiomycetes, Eurotiales, Aspergillaceae. The coding region runs from base 226 to 1716 and encodes 496 amino acids.